AUGGCGAUGUGGAGGCAGCAAACACCGGCACUGCCUACAGGAGUAACACGGCGGAACGUCCAUCAUACUCUCCGCCGUGAGAACCUGAAGACUCACAUGUUUCUGUCUCGUUUCAGGAGAAAGCUCCGCGAGUCGGCGAGAAGAGAGUCCAGGGACGAACACGUGUGUGGCCACUGUCAGGCCGAGUUUUUAGACAUAUCGGAGUUCAUAGAACACAAGAAGGAUUGUGAUCGCAAGGUUCUUGUGCUGGGGCUGGCCGAAGAACCUCCUUCAUCGGACCUCGAAGACAUGAUGGCUACCGGAGACGAAGAUGAGGACGACGGCGUAAGCAGAGAGGGCGGUAAACGUCUGGAGGAAGAGAGGAGACAGAGGCAGGACGCGGAGAACAAUAACAGUGGCGAUGGUGAGACCGAGGGCGAAGGCGACAUGCAGGAAAACGACAUGCCUCUGGGGUUCCCCUUUCCUCUGCCACCAGUCCCAGCCGCUGCCAGCCACGUGACAUUAGAGGCCCUCCAGAACACGAAGGUGGCGGUGGCUCAGUUUGCAGCCACGACCAUGGCCAACAACGCGGACAACGCCGCGGCUUUGCAGGAGUUGGCCGUCCUGCAGAGCACGUUGUUCACACUGCAGCACCAGCAGGUCAUGCAGAUGUCGCUCAUACAACAACUGCAACACCAACUGCAGAUCACGCGCUCGAAAGAGGGCAGUCCGGUUUCGCCCCCACCACAGGUGUUGCCUCUCCCCGCUCAACAUCAACCGCUUAAACCAUCCAGGCCUUCGACCCCUGUCAAACACGAUCCACCACCACCGCCACCGCCGACGACUCAGUCCAUACCCGCGUCGCUCCCGACUCCCCAACAUCAGCAGCACCAACCUCAACCUCAACCUCAACAACAACAACAACAACAACAGCCACCUCACCUAUCCUGCACGACUCCGAAACCUCUGAACGCACCGAAGCCGUCCACUACGUCCCCACCGGCGCACGCAUCGUCUCUGCCGCUGUGUUCCAUCUCCUCGUCGCUCGCGGCUUCCAUCAUAACGAAUCCCGAUCCUCCUCCCCUCAACGAACCCAACACCCUGGAGAUGCUCCAGAGGCGGGCUCAGGAGGUGUUGGACAACGCGAGUCAGGGUUUGCUGGCCGAGUUUUUAGACAUAUCGGAGUUCAUAGAACACAAGAAGGAUUGUGAUCGCAAGGUUCUUGUGCUGGGGCUGGCCGAAGAACCUCCUUCAUCGGACCUCGAAGACAUGAUGGCUACCGGAGACGAAGAUGAGGACGACGGCGUAAGCAGAGAGGGCGGUAAACGUCUGGAGGAAGAGAGGAGACAGAGGCAGGACGCGGAGAACAAUAACAGUGGCGAUGGUGAGACCGAGGGCGAAGGCGACAUGCAGGAAAACGACAUGCCUCUGGGGUUCCCCUUUCCUCUGCCACCAGUCCCAGCCGCUGCCAGCCACGUGACAUUAGAGGCCCUCCAGAACACGAAGGUGGCGGUGGCUCAGUUUGCAGCCACGACCAUGGCCAACAACGCGGACAACGCCGCGGCUUUGCAGGAGUUGGCCGUCCUGCAGAGCACGUUGUUCACACUGCAGCACCAGCAGGUCAUGCAGAUGUCGCUCAUACAACAACUGCAACACCAACUGCAGAUCACGCGCUCGAAAGAGGGCAGUCCGGUUUCGCCCCCACCACAGGUGUUGCCUCUCCCCGCUCAACAUCAACCGCUUAAACCAUCCAGGCCUUCGACCCCUGUCAAACACGAUCCACCACCACCGCCACCGCCGACGACUCAGUCCAUACCCGCGUCGCUCCCGACUCCCCAACAUCAGCAGCACCAACCUCAACCUCAACCUCAACAACAACAACAACAACAACAGCCACCUCACCUAUCCUGCACGACUCCGAAACCUCUGAACGCACCGAAGCCGUCCACUACGUCCCCACCGGCGCACGCAUCGUCUCUGCCGCUGUGUUCCAUCUCCUCGUCGCUCGCGGCUUCCAUCAUAACGAAUCCCGAUCCUCCUCCCCUCAACGAACCCAACACCCUGGAGAUGCUCCAGAGGCGGGCUCAGGAGCCAUUCUUUAAGCAUCGGUGCCGCUACUGUGGGAAGGUGUUCGGUAGCGACUCGGCUCUGCAGAUACAUAUCAGGUCCCAUACAGGUGAGCGGCCCUUUAAAUGCAAUGUAUGUGGGAGUCGGUUCACCACCAAAGGCAACCUCAAAGUUCACUUCCAGAGGCACACUGCCAAGUUUCCUCACAUAAAAAUGAACCCCAAUCCCGUACCAGAACAUCUGGACAAAUAUCACCCACCUCUCCUAGCCCAGAUGGGGUCGCACCAGAACAUGUCUCCGGAUGAUACCGGCACGAGUUUUCCGCCGACAUCCCUUCCUUUAUACCGCCCCCCGCCACCACAUGAUCUCUUGACGCACCCCCUCAACCCCCCACCCCCUCAUCGACAGCCACACGAGCCACCUCCACCGCCUCAACCUCAGUCAAAACCUCUCCUGCCACAGACCGCGUUAUUUGGGCAGCGUAUAGAGCAGGACCUACCAGAAAACCUCAGCAAGCCUCUCAGCCAACCCUCGUCACAUUCCUCUCCACCUCCCGAGCACUACAAGAAAGAGACCUUGGACGAAGAAACGCAGGAACUCUCCGAGCGGGGAGGGCGCAGCUCGGUGGAUGGAGGCGCUGAUCGGCUAAGCCCGAAGCUAGAGCCGAUGACGGACCAUGAGCAGGAACCCGACGCCGACAUGGAGAUGGAGCAUUACUCUUCACCUCCUCCGUACGACGACUGCAGCCUCGACAGUAAAUACAGCAAUGAGGACAUGCUGAUGGGUGAGCCCGACAGCCCGCUCAUGGACAAGAAUGAAGACAGUCUUCAGGAACAGCCAGAGAACCUGUCGAGUAAAAGUGCAUCCGGUAGCGGACAGCUGAAUAUGUCGGUCGGACAGCGUCUUCCCCCAUCCAUCCCCUUCCCACACACGGUGUCACCACCAAGCAGCACUUCGUCAGGCAGCAUAAACACCCUGCACAUGCCACUCGGACCCAUUCCUCUCCCCAACGACGUGGACCCCGCGAAAGAUCCGGCCAUCUACACGAACCUCCUGCCUCGACCUGGCAGCAACGACAACUCGUGGGAGAGCUUGAUCGAGGUGACGAAGACGUCGGAGACAUCCAAGUUGCAGCAGCUGGUGGACAACAUUGAACACAAACUGACAGACCCAAAUCAGUGCGUGAUCUGUCACCGGGUUUUGUCUUGUAAGAGCGCUCUGCAGAUGCAUUACCGUACGCACACAGGCGAGAGGCCGUUUAAGUGUAAGAUCUGUGGGCGGGCGUUCACUACGAAGGGCAACCUCAAGACACACAUGGGAGUGCACCGUGCGAAACCACCGAUGCGCGUUUUGCACCAAUGCCCCGUGUGCCACAAGAAGUUCACGAAUGCCCUGGUUCUCCAGCAACAUAUCCGCCUGCAUACGGGCGAGCCGACAGAUCUGACUCCAGAGCAGAUCCAGGCGGCCGAGAUCAAGGAGUACCCUCCCCCGGCUGCAUUCCCGUUGUCGAACUCCAUGAGCCCGUUCCUAGCGCAAGGAUUUCCGCUACCUGGCGUGUCCCCACUCCCUCCUCCGGGUCUUCACCUCGGUCUGAAGCCGGACUUCGAGGAAAAGCGAGACAGAGAUCGAGAAAAGGACAGGGAUCGCGAACGGGAAAUGAAGGAAGACUUUGUCAACAAGGCGGACUUCUUGGAAGACGACAACACGAACAGCAGUGGGCCUCAACAUCUUCCCUCCUUCUCGACAUCCCUUGCCGCUCUCGAGAACCAGGUUCGAACGAUCACUACCAUGGCGUCUCAGCUGUCGGCCUCGGGACUCAGUCGAUCUGCUGAAGAACUCUGUAACAACAACUCUGCCAUCGCGAUGAACAAGACCUGCACUCCCACGCCGAUGAACGGGGAGAAGUCUCCAGUACCUGGUGGGAGUCCCACAGAAUCCGAGGUCCGCGCCUCGCCGUCUCCUCCGCGGCCACAGACCCCACUUCAUAUCCCGAGGCCGCCUUCGUCGCAGCAGCCCGAGAGUCCUGCAGCGUCCGAGUCCAACUCGCUGGGAGCUCUCGACCUGACACCUCGAGCAACCGGACCGGCACCAGGCCUCGGUCCCGGCGUCUUCUCCGGCUUUGGCCUUCUUCCCCCUGGCUCCAUUACCACGGGGUCCUCGCCGCUUAUGACUUCCGCUCUCUCGUCGCUGACUUCGUCUGUCCUAACGUCUACUGCUUUCAACCCCAUUGGACUGGCGGUCGGACCCGCAGUCCGCCCGGGCAACACGACAUGCAACAUCUGUUUCAAGACGUUCGCCUGCAACUCCGCGCUGGAGAUCCAUUACCGGAGCCACACCAAGGAGCGACCAUUCAAAUGCAGCGUCUGUGACCGCGGAUUUUCAACCAAGAAGAAUACAGAUCCACUCCAUGCUCACCAAAACCCUGAUAGUAUCUGUGACCACUGGGGUCAGUGGCGUAUCCAGCAGGGGGACCAUAGUGGAGGCCGUGAAGCCAAUGUCACUCAACACAAGCCUAAAAGACAGAGAAAGAGAAAUGAUGGAAAUAAGAAAAAUGGAUGCGGAAAGAAGUACGCUGCAUGGCUGCCCCCUCUGCUAUGCAACCCUGGAUACGCCGCUGACUGGACCCCCUUAUUGGGCAAUAUGAAGCAGCACAUGCUGACACACAAGAUCCGGGAUAUGCCAUCACACCUCUUCGAGACCAGCAAACCACCUCCACUUCCAGUACAUGCCUCAAUUAAUGAUGAGGGAAGUAAUACUGAAGAAAUACACACAUCUUCUUCUUUGGAAUUACCACUUAAACCUGACCUGGGAAUGAAAAGAUCACCUCCUGAAGGGGAAGCCGUCUUGCCCAUCCCAAAGCGUCAACCAGGCUUGCCAAAGCACUUGUGCCAUGUUUGCAAUAAGAACUUCUCGUCCUCGUCGGCACUGCAGAUACACAUGCGCACCCAUACAGGGGACAAGCCUUUCAGAUGUACAAUCUGUCAAAAAGCAUUCACCACUAAGGGCAACCUUAAGGUGCACAUGGGCACUCACAUGUGGAGCAACGGGGCCUCUCGCCGCGGUCGGCGCAUGUCUCUCGAUCUGCCACCAAUACCCAUGACGCCCAAGGAUUCAGAGUUUCUGCAGCGGAGGCCAGAUCUUUUCUACCCUUAUCUGCCAGCCCCAUUCCUUAAUGGCAUGCAGCAGAAGCUGAAUGAGAUCUCAGUGAUCCAGAGUGUGAACAGCAAUAAUGGCACUGGUCUGAGUCCACCUGGUGGUAAAUAUGCCAGUUUGUUGGGAUUUGGAGGUUACGGUAGAUCUGACAAGCCGGUUAUGUCAGAGCCCCCACAAUCUCAACCAAAUUCUCCACUGUCCGACAAGCCACCAUCAUCUCCACUGCCAUUAUCAUUGUCUUUGGGAAGUCACCACGGCUCUCCUCCAUUACGUGAAUUGGGAGGAAAUGACGGUCCAGAUCGGGAAGCCAUGUCCAGAGGAAUGUGGGACCUUCAUUAUGACAGAAAACCACCUAGUGGGAACACUGAUGAACCUGUGGAUGCAUCUCCAUCACCACCUGGUCAUGUGACACCUCACCCACCACCAACCCCUAGGGGAGAAGGACUGGCGGCAUGAGACUGUUCUGUGCCUCUGCACUGAAGAGGCACAAAGACAUAACAUAAUGGUCUACAUAUCUCAUUAUUUAUUGAACUUUGACUGAUGCAUGAAUAUGAGUAGAGUUGGUGGCUUCUUGAUAUUUCUCAUCACACCUGUCUGUGGUGCUGGUUGAAUCACUGUGGCUGCAAUGUUCCUAUUUUGAAACUAGUCUUUAUAUAUUAUUGAGGAGAGAAAAGAGACACAAAAGGAUAAGAUAUUUGCUGACAGGGAGAUAUGUUAACAUUUGGUAACAAAAUUGAAUGCUUAAAUAAGUGUAAGUACCAAAAUUUACAUCUUGUUUUACAUCAGUUCAAUAACCAAUUCAGAGGAGCUACCACUGAAGAAGAACUGUUAACUCACGAGUGGGUCUGGAUCUUUUAAAUUAUGGAGGGAAGUGUAGAUUGUAUAUGAGCUCAUUAAUUGAUUUUGAGAAUUCAGAGAAAAAUAUUAUUAAUACUAUUAUUAUGAUUAUAUUAAAAUAUUAUACAUAAAUAUGUAUGUGUGUGUGUGUGCGCGUGCGUGUGUGUGUGUGUGUGACCAGGUUGUUGCUUGGAAUGGGCCACAUGAGUAUCAGGCUUCAAUGUUGUUUGUUUUUGGGCUGGGGCAAUCUGGGGACAGAGCAUGGCCCAUGGUCCCCAUGACUUUGAUUCACUGUGAUACUACACCUGUAGGAGGGUUUUAUGUACACGUGUGCAGAAAUAUGGAAAGUGUGUUGUCAAGUCAAUCAGAAUUAGAGCUAUGGUACUUAACAUACCAAUUAACUCUUGUACUUACUUGUACUGUAAGUCAGUUGUCAGGAAAUUGUAACUACCAAUGACUAGCAAAAUAUUUUAAAUGUUGUCAGAUGUGCAGAGUACGCUAAGUAAACUGAAUGAUUACAAUUUCCUUUGUAAAACCUGGAACCUAAACCUAUCACCCAAACAUCUCUCCUCUGAAAGACACCCGGGUGGUGUUCGAAAAUUUGGACUGUAACUGUACAUUUGCUACUGUAUUUGGUGUUAUUCAAUUACAUGCAACCACUGUUCAGUGUAUUUUGCUCAGAACAGAGAAUAUUGAGUUUUUACUGUUGUUACCAACCCCCACCCCCCACACCCCUUGUUGCUGUACAUAAUGUAAAUGUAUAUGUUAGGUUAGGUUACUGUCGAGGAAGUUUCAAGGAACUCUUUGAGAUGCUUACAGGAAUAAAGAAAGGCUUUCUAAAAGUAAUUAUUCUGUAUCAAAUGUGAAAUGGUAUUGGAGGCCAUAAGAACUGGGAUAUAGUCAUCCAGAAUGUAUAUGUUUUGAUAUGUAUAUAAAUAUGAAGUUCUGGCAUCUUGCAUGAUUUUCCUGGCUAACUGCUAACAAAACGCAGCUUAAGCAUUGCCAAAAAUGUAGUACAUUUGAUUGAUGUGAAAGUUUUAGACAACUCACCCAAAUCCUGUCUUAAGAAGUACAAAACCUUCAUCCAGUCAUCAUUUUUUUGUGUUAUAACCUUGCUAUUGUACCAUUGCACAUUCCUACCUACUCAAAUUUGGUAACCAUUUAAUGGGUAGUAACAACUCUCUGUAGUACUUUGAAGAAUAUAGUAUUAAUUUCAUGUGCUUAUAUCAAAGCUACAGAAUUAAAUUUCAAGUAAACCGUUAUACUAUA
This is a messenger RNA of Zootermopsis nevadensis, 7305 nucleotides long. The record is from RefSeq and is a predicted model, not a curated record. NCBI's taxonomy places the organism in Eukaryota, Metazoa, Arthropoda, Insecta, Blattodea, Termopsidae.